GUGGGACUGACCGCUUUCGCAUGCGAGUCAGGCACUUACGAGAUCUCGAACGUUAAUUAGGUCACAGGAGGUUGGUUACAAUGCCAUGGAUGGCAGUGCCGGAGCACGAGAUAUAGUACGUACUGCAAGAUGUAUAUGGCUGGCAUCGCGCCUAGGUGUAGGUCUAUCCGUUUUGCCUUUAUUCAUUGUUAUAUUCAGGGGCAAGAUCGGUGUUUUGGACAGAGAGAUUGCACUGGGGCUGGGAUUGGCUGAAAUUUGGAUUUUUUGUUUUGCAUUAGGUUGCGGGCGAGGGAUUGGGCAAAGCUUUAGGCGAGUAAGAGAGCAGUAGAUGCGUGCCGUAACUGAUGCCUUGGGGAGUUAAUGCUAUCUAUCUGGUAUCCUGAUAGUUGAUAGUUGAUAGUUGAUAAUUAGUUA
This is a messenger RNA of Pseudovirgaria hyperparasitica, 414 nucleotides long. RefSeq lists its product as uncharacterized. The record is from RefSeq and is a predicted model, not a curated record. The coding region runs from base 86 to 328 and encodes 80 amino acids. The transcript has a single exon. Lineage: Eukaryota; Fungi; Ascomycota; Dothideomycetes; Acrospermales; Acrospermaceae.